UGGAGGUUCUUUCGAUAUCAAUAAAAAAGGCAAAUCUGCCAAACUUCGCCAUUGUUCGGAUAAAAAAGACAGCAUGUUCAUCUGAAUCAGUUUUAAUACAUUUGAAUAGAUAUACAUGUAUGGCGGAUCAUGUAAAUAUAAUGGACGUGAUUAUGGUGAUGGUGAAUUAUUUACUCCGAAUGGAGAUCCGUGUGAUUCAUGUAGUUGCCAGGAUGGUAAUUUACAAUGUUUACGGGAAACUUGUCCAAAUGUAGCUAAUUGUCCACCAGAACAACUUGUACCAUCACAAAAUGGUGAUUGUUGUCCUACUUGUGCAGGAUUUGGAACAAAUUGUACAAGAGUUGAUCUAGGAAUGGUAAUACGACCUCGACCUGAAGAUCCAUGUUUUUAUUGUGAAUGUAAGGAUGAUUUUAAUUGGUUAUGUAUGAAGGAUCAGUGUCCGCCAUUGAGUUGCCCACCUGAUGUACAGAUAAAGGAGAAAGGAAAAUGCUGUUCAUCUUGUCCAUCAUGUUUUGAUGAACAAGAAGGUAAAUACCAUAAUGAAGGAGAUAGUUGGUUAUCAUUAGAUAAUCCUUGUGUUAACUGUGAAUGUCACGAUGGUUUAAAACAGUGUAGUACUGUAGAUUGUCCACCAUUAUUUUGUGGUGUGAAUGAACAGAUUAUUAACCAACCAGAUUCAUGUUGUGGUGUCUGUCAACCAAUGAAACUAGUAGAAUGUUUCUAUGUAGGAAGGAGAUAUGAGCCUGGUGAAGAAUGGACAGUUGAUGAAUGUACUAAAUGUCAGUGUAUAGGUGGAGAGGUUAAAUGUACAAGUCAACAUUGUUUACCUACAGAAUGUCGACCUAAUGAAGUGCCUUCUAUAAAACCUGGUAAUUGUUGUCCUGUCUGUGAACAAAAGCCUGGUAGUUGUCUAGUAUUUGGAGAUCCACAUUAUAGAACAUUUGAUGGUACAACAUUACAUUUUCAAGGACAGUGUAAAUACAUUAUGGCUGCUGAUUGUGAAGCUGAUAGUUUCAGUGUAGAGAUACAACAUGAUAAUCGUGGUGUUGCUGGUGAUGUUUCCUGGGCUCAAAAUUUUACAGUUAAAAUUGCUGGUUUGACUAUAGACCUUCUACAAAAACAUGCAGUUCAGGUCAAUGGAGAAAGAGUAUUGCUACCAUAUUUAUAUGAACCACAUGUACAAAUAGAACUUAGUGGUAAUACAGUUUUACUCAAUACAGAUAUAGGAAUGAGGUUAUUAUGGAAUGGAGAGAGUUAUGCUGAAUUAAGUGUACCUGGUACUAUGAAGAGAAAAUUGUGUGGUUUAUGUGGAAAUUUUAAUGGCUUCCCACAAGAUGAUCUGAGAACAAGAUUAGGUCAAAUAACCAACUCACCGGCUGUCUUUGGUAAUAGCUGGAAGGCUAAAACUCAAUAUAAAGAUAGCUGUCAAGAUGCGAAGGAUAUUGACCCAUGUUUAAAGGUUGGUUACAGAGUUCGAAAAUUAGCUACAACAAAAUGUGCAGUUAUCAAGAGUAAAGUAUUUUCAAGAUGUCAUCGAGCUGUCUCACCAGAACCAUUCUUUGCCUCAUGUGUAUAUGAUAUGUGUGUUUGUAUGGAGAAUCCCAAUUGUUUAUGUGAUAUUUUGGCAUCAUAUGCUCACGUCUGUGCUAAAGCUGGUAUUAAAACACAAUGGAGAACCAGUAAAUUAUGUGCAUUUGAUUGUCCUGCUGAUAGUGGUUUAAUGUUUGAUGAUUGUGGUCCAGCUUGUCCGAGAACAUGUGAAAAUCUAAAUACACCUCUAGGAAAUGUCAGUGAGAACUGUUUUAAACCUUGUGUAGCAAGCUGUCAGUGUUCAGCAGAUAAAGUUCUUCAUGCUGGAAAAUGUAUAAAUCCUAAAGAAUGUCCAAAUAUUAAUUCUUAAGAUUUUUUUUUAUAAACUAGUUACAAAUCGAUUACUGUUCAAUUUUAUAACAAAUAAGCAUUAUUUUAUUCUACCUCAAGAAGCAUAAAAGUGUUAAAUACAAUCAGUUUAUCUGAAUUAGCAGGAAUAGAUAGAAACUUACAAAAUGUUGUACCGGUAAGUAAAUAUAGCGUUUGUCAUAUUAACAUUGUGUAUCACUUGGUGUGAAAUUAGAUCAUAUUUUUGGAAUUAGAACAUUAUGUCAGGUCAUUAAAGUAAUGUGAUUGUACAUGUCAUAAAGUCAUCAAUUGAAUGUAGAAAGUAGUGUUGUUUACAUCAUUUUUUGCUCAAGAUCUGUUAAAAUGCCUAUUUAAGGUCAGAUUGAUUAAUAAUUCAAAAGACACUACCUCAAAAUUAGCCAAAUUUUAAUGUUAUUUUUAAAUAUUUACCAAACGAUAAUACUUAAUACAAUAUUAACUACUGUUUUAUAUGUUAUAUCAAUGUAUUCUUCUCUUAUAUCAGAUCCACCAGAACUAAUUCUUCUAAAUACUGUUUAAUGACAAGUAUUACAAAAGUGACAGAUAUGUUAUAUAUGCAUAUUCUGAAUGUUAUCAUAUCCCAACUUUUUAUCUUUUUUUUUUUAAGGAAAUCACUUAAAGUUUGAAUGUGAUGUACACAGAAUAUGCAUAUCUAUAACAUAUAUUUCCUUGUCGGUCACUUUUUGCUAUACUUUGGAUGCUAUUGACAUAAAAAAACGUUUGUAUAGGCCUAAAAUAGACACCAAUAUUAACUACUGUUUUAUAUGUUAUAUCAAUGUAUUCUUCUCUUAUAUCAGAUCCACCAGAACUAAUUCUUCUAAAUACUGUUUAAUGACAAGUAUUACAAAAGUGACAGAUAUGUUAUAUAUGCAUAUUCUGAAUGUUAUCAUAUCCCAACUUUUUAUCUUUUUUUUUUUAAGGAAAUCACUUAAAGUUUGAAUGUGAUGUACACAGAAUAUGCAUAUCUAUAACAUAUAUUUCCUUGUCGGUCACUUUUUGCUAUACUUUGGAUGUUAUUGACAUAAAAAACGUUUGUAUAGGCCUAAAAUAGACACCAAAUAAUAGAUACACAAUUCGAACCAAUUAUUAUGUUUAAUAAAAAGUAAAUAUAAUCUGUCAUCAAUAACUUUUGUAUUAAGAUCACUAGCAACAUCACAAUUUGUAAAUAAACUAUGUUUAUGUUGACAGUAUUUUGAGGAUGUUAGGAACUAAAUAAAUAGUUUUUAAUGGAAAGCCAGAACUCAUAAAGUUCUGUCCAUCUAUUGAGUUUAGUUGCAUUCCAACUAAAUAUCAUGAGUCCCCAUCUGUCUUUCUCUUCCUCUGCAUUACUUGAUUGGUUUUAUACCUGUAUUUUUAGCAUUUGUUUGGUGUUAUAUGUCCAUUAGUUCUAUGUUUUAGUGACAAAAUUUGAAUUUUUAAAUGGUAAUUUUAGACAAGAACAAAGUAGAGGGUAAAUGAUAUUAUAAAAGCGAUUUGUUCAUUUAAAUGGUUACAUUAUAUUCAUGAAUUAUAUUAUGUGCAAUAAAGUUGAUGUGCAGUUUUUA
Messenger RNA from Patella vulgata (common limpet), 3461 nucleotides. Its product is annotated as kielin/chordin-like protein. The record is from RefSeq and is a predicted model, not a curated record. NCBI's taxonomy places the organism in Eukaryota, Metazoa, Mollusca, Gastropoda, Patellidae. The coding region runs from base 116 to 1900 and encodes 594 amino acids. Gene Ontology annotation, molecular function: protein binding. The transcript has 14 exons.